AUGACUGAUGACUCUGCGGCUGCCACCAAAAACAGGAAUCAAGAGCCAUCAGGGAUCCCUGUCGUAAGUAGAAACUCAUUAGAGUAUGUUGUGCGUUCAGGUUUGGCUGGCGGGAUAUCGGGCUCCUGUGCCAAGACUCUAAUUGCACCACUCGAUAGGAUCAAAAUUUUGUUUCAAACGUCUAAUCCGCAUUAUACCAAAUAUUCUGGGUCUCUGAUAGGUCUUACAGAGGCAGCAAGACAUAUAUGGAUCAACGACGGUAUUCGAGGGUUUUUCCAAGGGCAUUCAGUCACGUUAAUAAGGAUAUUUCCCUAUGCGGCUAUCAAGUUUAUUGCAUACGAACAAAUCCGUAGCGUACUCAUACCGUCUAAGGAGUAUGAAACUCACUGGAGAAGAUUAGCAAGUGGUUCUCUUGCUGGGCUUUGUAGUGUAUUUGUGACAUAUCCUCUGGACUUGGUACGGGUGCGGCUGGCCUAUGUAACAGAGCAUAAUAGGGUGAAGCUGACCAACAUAGUCAAAACCAUAUACCAGGAACCAGCAUCGGUAACCCUUUCUUCAAAGAGUUACAUACCUAAAUGGUUUGCGCAAUGGUCAAAUUUCUACAGGGGGUAUGUUUCCACCGUUUUGGGUAUGAUACCGUAUGCCGGUGUUUCCUUCUUUUCUCACGACUUCUUCCACGACGUGUUCAAACACCCGCUGUUGGCUCCAUAUGCAGUGUUGGAACUCUCAGAGGACGACGAAGUAGUACGGGUUCAGAAGCACCAAAGAACGCCGCUUCAGACCUGGGCCGAACUGGUUUCCGGCGGUUUAGCCGGGAUGAUCUCACAGACGGCGGCCUAUCCAUUUGAAAUAAUCCGGAGGAGAUUACAGGUGAGCACACUGGCUCCUCGGAAUAUGUAUGAGCAUAAGUUUCAGGGGAUCAUGGAGAUAGCCAGGAUUAUUUACUCGGAACGUGGUUGGAGAGGGUUUUUCGUCGGACUGAGUAUUGGCUACAUCAAGGUUACGCCAAUGGUAGCUUGUAGUUUCUUUGUCUACGAAAGGAUGAAGCUUUAUUUGGGCAUUUGA
This is a messenger RNA of Huiozyma naganishii CBS 8797, 1065 nucleotides long. It is a transcript of the gene LEU5, whose product is annotated as coenzyme A transporter. Bases 1 to 1065 code for a protein of 354 amino acids. Gene Ontology annotation, cellular component: mitochondrial inner membrane. Gene Ontology annotation, biological process: transmembrane transport. The transcript has a single exon. The record is from RefSeq and is a predicted model, not a curated record. NCBI's taxonomy places the organism in Eukaryota, Fungi, Ascomycota, Saccharomycetes, Saccharomycetales, Saccharomycetaceae.